AGGGAAUCAAGAAAAUGGCCCCUUUGCCAAAGAAGAGAAUAAAGCACUUCAUUCAUCCUGGCCAUCAAUUAACAGCAAUUGAUGGCCAUGAUCAACCAUAUCUCUGUGAUAGAUGUAAAACUCCUGGAACCGGAAAAAGAUUCCGGUGCAACAGAUGCGAUUUCGACUUGCAUGAAUACUGUGGAACUUGCCCCGGAACCUUCUCUGCAACCAUGCACCAACACCCGCUCACCCUGGUGAGCCUAAAGGCAGAAAGCGCAAGCAAAAUUACUCGUAUCUGUGACCUGUGUUCCGAUCCUGUAGAGGGCCUGUUCUACGAAUGCAAAGAAUGUAAAUUUAACGUUCAUCCGCUCUGCACACAAUUUCCAAAGGAAUUGAACCACGCCCUCCACAAAAUCCACCCUUUGAUACUGCAACCUAACUCACUACCUGGAUUCUGCGCUGUCUGUAAAGAUUUGUGCAGGGGUUGGCGUUACAGGUGCAAGGCUUGUAAUUUUGAUAUACACGUGGAGUGCAUAUUAGUACCUUCUGUGAAGUGCCCGCAAAGUCCUCCACAGAAUGCGCAAAGUUCUCAGCGUGGAAUGCCCACGUUUGAUCAAGGGAUUCCUUUUCAGCCCCCGCCGCAAUUCGGUGGCCAUUAUGCCCACGGAUUUCCCUAUGGCUAUGGCCCUGGUUACAAUGGUCAGAUGCAUGGCUAUCCGGUGUAUCCCAACAAUUUUGUGCAGCAGAAUCAAGUGGGUGGCGGUGGCGGUGGUAAGCGCUUGGGAAAGAUGGUGUUUUCUCUUGUUGGACGGCUUGGAUCUGGAGUGCUAUCUAAUAUGAUAUUUGGAGUGGAUUUAUCAUCUGUUUUUGCUAAUUAACGUUUGGAUUGAAUUCAUCCUGUCUUGUUGUCAUCUAAUCAAGUGAGUGGUGUGGUGCUGAAAAUAAUCUUACGUUCGGAUUUUGUUCAACGUUUGUUGGGUUACCUAAUCCUUAUUUAGGAUCAGAUAAAUUUGUUUUCAAGUUCUGAUUCUUCCCGUCUUGUUCCAUUUACACGCUUUUGCAGUGAGCUUUCCUUGAAUUCUGAUUCACUUUUGAUAUAAUAAAUGUAUAUUUUCAGAGUUGAGAAAAUUUGCUAUUACCGGAAUUAAAGUGUGUUUUCGCGAUCA
Olea europaea var. sylvestris is the source of this 1148-nucleotide messenger RNA. RefSeq lists its product as uncharacterized. The coding region runs from base 15 to 860 and encodes 281 amino acids. NCBI's taxonomy places the organism in Eukaryota, Viridiplantae, Streptophyta, Magnoliopsida, Lamiales, Oleaceae. The record is from RefSeq and is a predicted model, not a curated record. The transcript has a single exon.